Molecule: messenger RNA, 547 nt
Organism: Bursaphelenchus okinawaensis
Lineage: Eukaryota; Metazoa; Nematoda; Chromadorea; Rhabditida; Aphelenchoididae
Source: the annotation of a GenBank genome assembly
AUGUCAUUCGAAACGCUUACCGCCACGAAUCUUAAUAUGGACUUUGCUUAUCGAAGCGAAGACUCCAAGUCUUCGCGCUACCGUCAACGACAACAACGCUACGAAGCUACCGUGCUGAAGAACGCCGUAGCCCUGGCCGUGAUCCACAAACUGCACCGUUGGUGCUGUCAACUGUUCUGGUUGACUUUGGUCUGUGUGAUUGGCUGCUACGGAGAACUCAGCGAAGACAAACAACAAACGAUAAAGAAUGUGCGAAAGAACAUUUCGCUGACUUCGCAAAAACGCUCCAAAACAAUCAGUGAUCUUGAGAUGCAGGUGAGUAAUAUUACGAUUCAAAUAAUUCUUUUUAAAUAUAAUCUUUAUAUUUAAAUAUCAUUAAAAGCAUAAACUAACUAUAAUAUUACAGUUGUUGCGCCACUUGACAUGCCCACAAACUGCCAUCCUUCGCCCCAUCAGUAGAUCGAGCAGCCACAAGAAGCGACACCUUUCUCGUCCUCCAUCGCCUCAACUCUUCGACAUCUUCGAAGAAACGGACGACCUGGAGUAG